GUCAUUCCCUUUAACCGCACGGAAAAGCCGUCAGACUUUCAGAACGACUCCUCUUCCGACUCGCCGAAAGAAGGAAAGCUCGAGGAAGGCGACCGUCGACUGGGCCAAACUCGCCUUUGCUUUUUCAGGACAGGUUGAGAAAACAUGUCGCCCGUUUUGGGGCUUUUGGGCGUCCUGCUGCUUCAAAGCGGAGCUCGGGGAUUUGGAAUUCUGCCCGGAGAUUCAAAGAGUCACCAGGAGAUCACGGAGGAAGCCAUUUUGAACGUCACCGUUCAAGUGUGCCGCGCGCUGGCCGAAGCCGAGGGGAACGACUUCGACCUUCCCUCGCAGCCAUUCACCGCCUCGGGCGUGGCCGCCGCCUGCCGGGCCCAAGGCUCCGUCAAGAGCUUCCAGCGAGCCAUCAGCUCCAUCACGUUGCGCAACGUGCGCGUGGACCUGUUGGAAGCGCUCGACCCCCGCUUCCACUUCGACGACGAGACCUUCGUCGGCGGUCGAGACAUCAUCACCACAGGCCUGCAGAUGGUCAAGGCCGAAAACAAGCAGCAGAACUUUGAAGCGGCUCAGGACAGCCUGGGCGAGACCCUCCACACGCUGCAGGAUUUUUACAGCCACAGCAACUGGGCGGAGAACGGCAACACGCUUCCAAAUUCCAACCUGAUCAGAGCCAACACCAGCAUCGGCAACCUAGCGGAUGAGAGCAGGGCAACCUGUCGCAGCUGCGACGGCGAUGACUGCAGCAACAACAUCCUGGAGGACAUCGCCCGGGAUCAGAUCCUGACCACGGGAUAUUUCGCAAUCAUUCCCGGGACCAGCAAGCCCAGCGGCAAGUGCAGUCACGGAGGAGCCUUGGACCUGACCAGCAGAAUUGAGCCGACCGGCGGGAUCAACAAGGACACCUUUGACUCCGAGCACGGCUUCCUGCACUCCGAGGCGGCCGCUCUGGCCACCAUGGCGACCAGCGAGAUCCUGGAGAAUGUUCGACAGGCGGCGGGAAAUCAACCCUUCCUCCAGAUGUUGGGCAUCUCCAGAGGAUCCGGGAAAGCUCUGUGUUUCGUGAUCGACACCACGCAGAGCAUGGGCGACGAUAUCGCCGCCGUGCAGAGCGCGGCGGCCUCCCUCAUCGACGGCCAAGUGGGAACCGACGACGAGCCCUCGGCCUACAUUCUGGUGCCCUUCAACGAUCCCGCGUUCGGGCCGCCGAUUAGGACGAGCGACCCGGAAGCCUUCAAGAACAUCCUCGACGAUCUGACGGCGAGCGGCGGAGGAGACGACGAGGAGCCCGCUCUCUCGGGCCUUCAGUUGGCGUUGAGCAACGCUCCCCAAAGCUCGGACAUCUUCCUCUUCACAGAUGCGCCGGCCAAAGACCCACAGCUCAAGUCCACCGUCAUCGCCCUCAUUGAGCGGACUCAGUCGGCGGUGUACUUCCUGAUCACGCAAACGGCGGCCAACAGUCGGCGCCGGAGGCAGCUGAGCCGCCCUCAAGCGUCCGGCAGGAUCGCCGAGUCGGACGCUCGGCUGUACAAGGAGCUGGCCGAGGCCGCCGGAGGUCUGGUGGUGCAAUUGAGGCAGGACGAACUCCAGGAGGCCACCGGAAUCGUCGGGCAAAUGUCCAGCGCCUCUCUGGUGACGCUGCUGCGGGCGUCCAGGACUGCGGGACAGAACGGAGACUUUGCCUUUGCGGUUGACGAGACCGUCGGCGAUCUGCGACUUCUCCUGACGGGGCCUUCUUCUCGCAUCACCGUCACCGACCCCCAGGGCGUGGAGCAGGUGUUCACUACCAUGUCCUUACAGCCGGUGGGAAACUUACAAACUUUGCAACUGGAUUCGCAAGUGGGAAGGUGGCAAGUCACGGUGGAGUCGGCAAACGCGUUCACGCUGAAGGCCGUCGGUCGGAGUCCCGUCGACUUCCUGUUUGACUUUGUGGAGUACGUACCCUCCCGAAACACAUUCGACGUCCUCGACACGCGUCCUUCGGCCGGUACCAACGGGAGCCUGCUGGUGACGCUGACCGACGCCGAGGCGGCCGACGUCACCCGGGUCACUCUGGUCGAGGUGGCGGGAUCGCCGGAGGUUCCGGGGCAAGUGGAGCCCCAGGGGCGCGGCCGCUACCUGGUGCGGGUGGAAAGCGUGCCGUCCGCGCCCUUUGUGGUGCGCGUGGAGGGAAACGCGGUGAACGCCGACGGCACUUUCCAAAGGCAGUCGCCGACCAGCUUCCGGGCGUCCAACAUAACCAUCCAGGCCAAAGCGCCGCGCAACCUGGUGCCCGGGACGCCCUUGUCGGUGCCCUUCGCCGUGACGGUCAAAGGAAGCGGAGGGAACGUCUCGAUCCGGGCCACCGCCAACGACCCGCUCUACACCGUCACCGCUCCCAGCACCCUCCCGGCGGCGCCGGGAGCGAGCGCCAACGGCACGGUGACGCUGUCCGUGCCGCUCAACACGCCGUCCGGCACCACCGUCACGCUGGUGAUCGAGGCGGAGGACCCCGGAGUCGGCGACGUCAACUACGCCGUCCUCAGGAUCUCCGUCCUCAAUCCGGUGAGCGACUUCACGCCCCCCGCGUGCGAGGUGCUGUCCGCCGUCAGGUGCGUGCGCAACUCCAGCGCGGCGUCGUGGCACCUGUUGGUGAGGGUGAGCGACGGCCCCCAAGGGACGGGCGUGGAGCGGGUCAGCCUCGCCCGAGGCAACGGAACGCUGCACCUCAGACCGGCGCCCGACGACCAGAACGUCACCUUGGCGACCUACGACGCCUUGUGCAAGUGGCCCGAGGUGGAGCUGCAGGUGGUGGACAACGUGGGCAACAGCGACACCUGCUCCUUCGACGCCUUCACCGCCACCAGCGGCGGCGCCGGCGGCCACGCGGCCUUUUUCCUCACCGGCGCGCCCCUCGGCUGGGCCGCGCUGGCCCUGGCGCUCCGAGUCCUGCAGAGUUUGAGCGUGCGCUAAAGUCCCUGGGGAGGGUGGGGGGGGGCGCUCCGCAGUUGCGGCCGCGGCUUUCGUAGCGCGAAGGUGUGUCCGUUCCUUGAAAUUUUCCCCCCUCGGGGGCAGCGUCCAAUCAGUGUUGUGUGUGUGUGUGUGUGUGUGUGC
Hippocampus zosterae (dwarf seahorse) is the source of this 3084-nucleotide messenger RNA. Its product is annotated as von Willebrand factor A domain-containing protein 7-like. The coding region runs from base 145 to 2943 and encodes 932 amino acids. The transcript is spliced from 15 exons. NCBI's taxonomy places the organism in Eukaryota, Metazoa, Chordata, Actinopteri, Syngnathiformes, Syngnathidae. The record is from RefSeq and is a predicted model, not a curated record.